Elephantulus edwardii (Cape elephant shrew) is the source of this 4116-nucleotide messenger RNA. It is a transcript of the gene HEG1, whose product is annotated as heart development protein with EGF-like domains 1. Gene Ontology annotation, molecular function: calcium ion binding. Gene Ontology annotation, biological process: heart development. NCBI's taxonomy places the organism in Eukaryota, Metazoa, Chordata, Mammalia, Macroscelidea, Macroscelididae. The record is from RefSeq and is a predicted model, not a curated record. The coding region runs from base 1 to 4116 and encodes 1371 amino acids. The transcript has 18 exons.
AUGGCCUCUCGGCGCGCCUCGCGGGGGCCGCCGCUGCCGCUCCUGCUGCUGCUGCCGCUCCUCCUGCCGGCCCUAGGGGCGCGGGGCCCGCAUAGCACGCAUAGCGGGGCGCCCCUCGCAGGCGCGGGGCUGGUGCAGCCGCCAGAGACCGUCCCCGAGCGCGAGCUGCAGCUGCCGCCACGCGGGGAAAGCCGUGGGCCCGCGCGCCCCCGUCUCAGCCAGACACCCUCCGCGACACGGCGGGGACCCUCCGGCCAAGCCCCCCGAGCUGCUGUCAGGAACCAUUGGCAGGAAAGUAACACUGAACCACACUUAGAAAACGUCACCUCUUAUCAAGGUCAAGUAAACUUUUCCACAGUGAUAUCAAAAGAGCCUGUGAUGGGUCAGGUCCCCAGAACAAGCCACUUUUCUUCAGAUGCUCCAGUAGACUUCACUUCACUGACUGAAGCAGCAAAUGCUGGAGGAAGAUCCAACUCUCAAAGCAGAACAGAUUUCACCAGUUCGCCUGUUGCGGGCUCACCUGAGAUAGCAACAGCUCUGGAUUAUCAGAAUAAUACCUCAGCCGUGGGAGACCUUGGCUUCUCAUCCAGCAGUAGCAGUUCAGAAUCUGAAGAAAAGAUGGCUGUUUCUCAAACAGAAAGGGGAGUGCCCCCGGGCUCACUGGACAGGGGACGGGGGCUCCCAGAAGAAGCAACUGUACAUUCCCAAGCAGCUGCCACUUCUGCUCUGAGCCAGUCCUCUCCUUCUGCUUUGGAGAGGAUCGAACAGACCACGUCCUCUAGGAAGAGAAACUCCUCGAGACCAGAAGUCUCCCCACCACGUGUCUCCAGAGUAGCCUGGACUAACCCUCUCUGGGAUGAACCUGCUUCUUCUGAAAGUACAAAAGAGCUCAGUAGCUUCACUGCCUUCAAAAGUCCCUUGGAGAGUCAGACUAAGAAUAAGCUUGAUGCCACCACGUUCACCGACAGUGUCCCCAGGGUGCCCCAGUCUUCACCGGUCAGCCUGCGUCCCAGCAAUGAGACAGAGGACUUCCCUAAGGACUCCAAAAUUUCCACCACUUCAGCAUCAGUCCAUUCUCCACCUUCUUCAGAGGAAUUAGGAGGAAACAGUCGAGUAACUGAGAAUCUGGGUAAUGAAGAACACGUUGAACCAUCUACUGAAAAUGCAUUUGGAUUUACAUCUUCUGAGAUCGUAAUGGGAUUUUGGCAAAGUGAUUCCCCAACCUUGGAAGGACACCCUCUUGUCAGCAGCUCUGCCACAAGCAUUGGAAGCUCCAUUUCUCAGACUGAGAGUGUGUCUAAAUCUGUGCCAUCCAGUGAAGGUGGAGGAGAGAGCCCAGCACGCUGGUCCACGACCAACAGCAGCAGCGUGUUUGUAAAUGAGACCAGAAGCUCCACUUCAGCCCCUGAAGCUGUGAACUCUUCAGUUUUCACCCAAUUCUCUGAGUCUGCUCCACAGUCUGCAGGAAGUACGUUGGGUGAGAGGCCUGACUUUGAACGCUCCAUGGGAAUCGCUUUGUUUACAUCUUCCUCUGAAAGCCUGGAUCCCUUGGCGUCCCGUGGUGAACGCUCAAUUACUGGAGUUAGUUAUGAUCAUUUGAGCGGCACAGAUAUUGAACAGAGGACUUCCGGCCACCACACAGACCACAGCUAUGUUUCAUCUACUUUCACCAAAGGAGAACGGACAUUACUGUCCAUUACAGACAACAGUUCGUCUUCAGACACAAUGGAGAGUUCGACUUCUUAUAUUAAGAUCUUCAACUCUUCACAUUUAGAGUCUUCUUCCUCUUCUCAUGUGCAGACUGGACAGAGUAAUGCCUCAUCCUAUGGUGGGGGCUAUGCCCAGCCUUCCACCGAGUCACUACUUAUGCGGACCCCCAGCCCUCCAUCCUACACGUCCACUGUUAACGUGCCAAACACUUUGGCUCUUUUGAAUGUGGAUAAUUCUUUAUCUGUGGAUAAUUCAUCUUCUUCAACGGGGCCCCUCUUACCUUUGCCCUCAGUUUCACAGUCCCACCACCUGUUUUCUUCAGCGCUCUCAUCAACCAGACCCUCUGCUCCCGUAUUGAAGUCUACCUCAGGUGCCUCAUUGUCUUCCUCGCCAUCACCUUUAACACUAUCCAUGAUGGCAUCUGCCGCUGUCCCGUCUACCCCUGUCCCAUCAGCUGUCUCAUCAACAGCCUCACCACGUUCAUCUUCUACACCCAUCCUGCCCAGUGCAAGGGAGACUUCUGGAACUUCAGUCAGGAUGUGGACGGUGGCAUCACCCAUGGAAAUGCUCCCUAGUAGUCAGACAGCAGCCCCUGAGUACCAGAUUGCCCUACACCAGGACGAAAACAUGACAGAACCAGAGUCACCAAGCCUGGUGUCUUCGACAGCAUCACCCACUGAAGCUGUGACAGUGAGCACUUCUGGAGCCCGUUGGCCCCAAGCCUUAACAGAAUCCUCCAUCGAGGACAUCCUUCCAACCACGAGCACUAGCUUAGCCCAAAUGUCUCCAGCUCUGAGAGCCACUACCCAAGAGACCUCACAUCCUCCCGUGACCACUGUCAGCCUCCCAUCAAACACAGCGGCCCUGACGGGUGAGGCCACAGUGAUACAGACAUCAGCCGGGAAACAGGCCUUACCAACUAGUGCUGAGUUUGUAGUGCCGCAAAUCACAACACAGGGUACUGUCACCACUAAAAGGACUCAAGUGCAUGUAGAUAUGACCACCAGAUGGAUCCCUCUGACCAGUGCACCCACGUCACCAAGAGCAGUGGCCACAGGAGAUGGGGUUACGGAAGAGCACAGCCCAGCUGUACACUUCUCCAGACCAUCUCCUUCUCCUCAAACCAUAGAUGCUGCCACUACUCAAGUAUUGACUACCACCUCUCCUGCUCAGGGCAGCACACUGUCAACAACAACAUUGUCAUCUCCUGCCUCAGUCAACAGCUGUGCCACGAACCCUUGCCUUCAUAAUGGGCGCUGUGUUGCUGACGCCACCAGUGGUGGGUAUCGGUGCAUGUGCUCACCUUCCUGGCAGGGGGACGACUGCAGUGUGGAUGUAAAUGAAUGCCUCUCGAACCCCUGCCCGCCCCAGGCAACGUGCAACAAUACUCAGGGAUCCUUCACCUGCAAGUGCCCAGUUGGGUACCAGUUGGAAAAAGGAAUAUGCAAUUUGGUUCGAACCUUUGUGACAGAGUUUAAAUUAAAGAAAACUUUUUUCAAUACUACUGUGGAAGAACAUUCUGACCUACGUGAAAUUGAAAACAAGAUAAUCAAAACAUUAAAUGGGUGUUUUUCAACAUUACCUGGUUAUGCUCGAUCUACAGCUUGUGUUUCUGCGGAGUCCAGCAUGCUGGUGAUCUCACUGCAAACCACCUUUUCCCUGGCCUCCAAUGUGACGCUAUUUGACCUGGCUGACAGCAUACAGAAAUGUGUCAACUCCUGCGGGUCCUCUGCUGAGAUCUGCCAGCUCCUGGGAUCUCAAAGGCGGGUUUUCAGAGCGGGAAGCUUGUGCAAGCGGAAGAGUCCCGAAUGUGACAGAGAGACCUCCAUCUGCACUGACCUGGACGGUGUUGCUCUGUGCCAGUGCAAGUCUGGCUACUUCCACUUCAACAAGCUGGACCACUCUUGCCGAGCUUGUGAAGAUGGGUACAGGCUUGAAAACAAAACCUGUAUGAGCUGCCCCUUCGGCCUUGGUGGUCUCAACUGUGGAAACCCCUAUCAGCUCAUCACGGUGGUGAUUGCAGCUGCAGGAGGUGGACUUUUGCUUAUCCUUGGCAUUGCCCUGAUUGUUACUUGUUGCAGAAAGAAUAAAAACGACAUAAGCAAACUCAUCUUCAAAAGUGGAGACUUCCAGAUGUCCCCAUACGCUGAGUACCCCAAGAACCCUCGCUCACAUGAGUGGGGCCGAGAAGCUAUUGAAAUGCAUGAGAAUGGAAGUACCAAAAACCUCCUCCAGGUGACAGACGUGUACUACUCGCCUGCAGGUGUCCGGAACCCUGAACUUGAACGGAACGGACUCUACCCAGCCUACACUGGACUGCCGGGAUCGCGGCAUUCCUGCAUUUUCCCAGGACAGUAUAACCCAUCAUUCAUCAGCGACGAGAGCAGGAGAAGGGACUAUUUUUAA